Molecule: messenger RNA, 1815 nt
Organism: Acomys russatus (golden spiny mouse)
Lineage: Eukaryota; Metazoa; Chordata; Mammalia; Rodentia; Muridae
Product: zinc finger protein 709-like
Exons: 4
Coding region: 133-1728 (531 amino acids)
Biological process (GO): regulation of DNA-templated transcription
Source: RefSeq, a predicted model, not a curated record
GGUGCCGCCAUCGCCGCCCUGUUUGAGUCCUAUGUAGCUGCAGGGAGGCUGGCGGUGCCUUAGCCUCGGUGGCUGUACCUUCUGCAGAAGGUAGCCCUUUAAGAAGAGCGCUGCUCACGUCUGAAGCUGGAAAUGGAGCCAGUGACGUUUGAGGAUGUGGCUGUGAACUUCACCUUAGGAGAGUGGGCUUUGCUGGAUUCUUACCAAAAGGAGCUCUACAGAGAUGUGAUGAAGGAGACCUUUAGCAACCUGAUCUCCAUAGGGAAAACCGAGGAAGAAAAUAUUGAAGAGUACCAAAAUAUUAGGAGAAAUCUGAGCACUCAUGCGGUUGAAAAACUCUAUGAGUUUGAACAUGGUAUUCAGUAUGGAGAAACCCACCAACAGAUUCAAGCGCGCAUUGUUAAUGAGUACAUGCCUCCUGGAAUAGUAGUGUAUGAAAACAGUGUGUCUGAAAAUGAUGUCAUUGGCCUUUCACAGUCAGAGAUGCACCUCGGAAGUCCAAUUAUAGGCAAACCGUAUAAAGAUCAGGGAUGUGUGGGAAAGCCCUUUAAGCCUAAGAAAUGCUGGAAAGAUCUUACUUAUUCUGAGUCCUUUCUUACCCAUGAGAAUCCUUCCAGAGAGAAACCCGAUGGAAAUAAACAAUCUAAUGAGCCCCGCAGGAGCCUCACUUCUGAUCAAGGUUAUGAGACAACUCAUGCUGGAGACAAUCUCCGUGAAUAUAAGCAACUUGAAACUGCUCUCAUGGCGUGCGGUUAUGUGCAGUCAUAUGAAAGAAUCCAAGCUGGAGAAACACCGUUUGUGUGUAAGCAGUGUGGAGAGGCCUUCAUUAAUUCCAGUCUUCUUGUCAAACACCAUAAAAUUCAUACUAGAGAGAAGACUUUUGCAUGCAAGUACUGUGGAAAAGCUUUCAUCCAUCUGCGAGCAUGUUAUAAUCAUGAGCGCACUCACACCGGGGACAGACCUUAUGUGUGUAAACAAUGUGGGAAAGCCUGUAUUCAUUCCUACCACCUUCUCCAGCAUGAAAGAAGUCAUACCCGAGAAAAACUUUAUGCAUGUAAGCAGUGUGGGAAAGUAUUUGGGCGUUCUUCAUACCUUCGCAAACACGAGAGAAUUCACACUGGGGAGAAACCUUAUUUGUGUAAGCACUGUGGAAAAGCAUUCAGUGAUCCCACAACCCGUAAUAAUCACGAGAGAACUCACACUGGGGAGAAACACUAUGUUUGUAAGCAGUGCGGGAAAGCCUUCAUUCGUUCUUCUCAGCUUCUCAUCCAUGAGAGAAUUCACACUGGAGAGAAGCCUUACUCAUGUAAACACUGUGGGAAAGCCUUCACCUAUUCCAGUGCGUGUUACAUUCAUGAGAGAAUUCACACUGGAGAGAAACCCUACGUUUGUAAGCAGUGCGGGAAAGCGUUUACGUGUUCCACGUACCUUCACAAGCAUGAGAGAAUUCACACUGGAGAGAAACCUUAUUCGUGCAAACAGUGUGGGAAAGCCUUCAUCCAGCACAGGGCUUGUUACAAUCAUGAGAGAAUUCACAGUGGAGAGAAACCAUACGUGUGUGUGCAGUGUGGGCAUGCAUUCACUUUCUCAAAAUCCCUUCAAAUACAUGAGAGAAACCACACCGGAGAGAAGCCAUACGUGUGUAAGCAGUGUGGCAAAGCAUUCACAUGCUCUACAUAUCUUCACCAACAUGAAAGAACUCAUAAUGAAAAGAAAUCCAGUGGUUAGAGCUUACACCAAUGUAAAUCGUAGGAGAGUCUUUGUAUCCAGCUUACUUUUCUUGCAGGGAAUGAAGGAAGACUGGAGAGAAACCGA